GAGCGAUGCCACAUGUACAGUGUGUUGCCAUUGAUGUGAUCAUAUGAUGAAAGGAUGAACGUUGUCGUCUGAGAACCUGUUCAAACCUUGACCAGCGCCCGAGCCGAGACACAGAACACACCCAGAGAGACUACACCAUGGCUGACCGAACAUCCCUCCAACCUCCAACCCCCCAGCCUUACCAGGACCCAUACCUCCAGCAUCACACCCACCUCUCCCACCACCUCCACCCCAGCAUCGGGAGCCCCGGCCUGGGCCACACAUCCUGCCACCAACCCCUGGAGCCCCAGACUCCCCUGGAGCAAUAUAGAGGGACUGGAAUAGAGGCAGCACCCAGGACCACUCUCCCUGAGUCAAGCCCCUAUUCUGGGGAGAGUAGGGACAGUUACAAGGGUGGGGGUGAUGGAAGAGGAGGUUAUGUAGACAUUCAUGGACAUAGCAGAGGUGAUAACUGUAUUGAUUUUGAUGGUAGGGAUGGUUGUUUUGGAGCGCAGAAAGCUAGCUUCUGUAAUAGGGGCAGCCAUUUUGAAGGUCAGAGCCUUGGCUAUGCUAGCCAGAAGGAUGAGGGCUGCGAUGGGGAUGACAGCAGCGUCAGCGGUAGUGGGGGUGAUAUUUACCACAGAACGGAUGAGGGCUGUAACAGGGAUGAUGUCAUUCACAGAACGGAUGAAGGCUGUAACAGGGAUGACUUCUUUCACAGAACGGAUGAGGGCUGUAACAGGGAUGACUUCUUUCACAGAACGGAUGAGGGCUGUAACAGGGAUGAUGUCUUUCACAGAACGGAUGAGGGCUGUAAGAGCAGUAGGGAUGAUGUCUUCUACAGCAACAGUAGAGAUCAUGGGUGUGAGGAGAAAACGGAUGAGGGGUCGAACACCAGGGAUGAGGUCUUUCACAGAACGGAUGAUAUCAGGAAUGACAUCUUUCAAAGAACGGAUGAGGGCUGUAACAGGGAUGAUGUGUUCUACAGAACGGAUGAGGGCUGUAACAGGGAUGAUGUGUUCUACAGAACGGACGAGGACUGUAGUAACAGGGAUGAUGUGUUCUACAGUAGAGAGUAUGUGUGUGAGGAGAGGGGAGAUGGUAAUAGUGAUUAUAGAGACACCACUACCGGUAGCCAUGAUGGUGGAAGUAAUACUAUAACUGGUCAUCUCUAUAAUGGUACUGAUAGCUUUGGCAAUAGGGUUGAUGAUACAGGAAAGCGGGAUAGUUUGAGAAGGGUUGAUGAUUUUGGAGGAGGCUGUGAUGAUUUUGGGGUUAGAAGGUCGAACCUGGAUCCUCUAGAGGCCCAGUUGAAGCCUGGAUGUUGGGUGGGUCCCUCUCCCCCAGAUCGGGGUGCUGUGGCUGGGGAGGGAAGGGAGAGGGGUGGGGGGUACCCCCAGGACUGGGCCUUUCUGUACUCCCAUUCCCAGGCAGCAGGUGGUGCUAGUGGUGCUAGUGGUGGUGGUGGUGGGGUGUACCAGCAGAAACUGGACUCCUUCUCCGAGGCAUUCUCCUUCAGACGCAACAUCGCUGGCAGCAGAAUUCUGAAUGGGAAUUCCGGAAGUGGGAUUUUCGGAUUCGGAGUGGGAGGAGGAAGCACGGGACGGCUCAAAACGAGUGCUUACGAUUCGCACACAGACUCUUCCACUCUUGCUUCCCCUCCUCCUCCUCCUCCUCCUCCUCCACCUCCCACACUCUCCCCUCCCAAACUCACCCUACCCCCCUCUCUCAGGACAGUUGGACUCACCCAGACCACAGGAGUGGGUUGUAGUGGAACAGUCCAGUUUUACCCCUCCUCUCUCCAGCCACUCCACUCCUCCAACCCCUCGGCCGUCAUGUGGAAGCUCCCGCUCUCUCAUUGGCUGCAGCAGUCAGGUGACGUGGGUGUCGUCGAGGGCAACCCGUCAAGCUCCGGCUACGUAUACUGCCAGGAGGCGGUGUUUACUGGGAGACAGGUUCACCAGGACAAUGGGUAUAAUGCAGGUCACUAUAGUCUUCAAACUCCGGUAGAAUCAUCCUUUGCCUCACCCCUUCAUCCAUCCCUCCACCCCUCCUCUCUUCCAUCCCAGCCCCCCAGUGGACUCCCACAGAAUGGAAAAGCACCCCUGGUGGUGUAUAGAGGUACUCCCUUCCCCAGUCUGCUCCAGUCUAGUAGAGGAGGAGGACGGCAGAAGGGAGUGGAGCGGUUUGGGAGAGGGCUCCCCUACACCCCUCUGCCUAUGCUGAAUCCCAGACGCAGGGGAACGGGGAUCCUAUCCUCCCUCAUGCCCCCUUCGGCAGGGGAACGAGCGAUGGGAAGGAUGACUGAAGAGGAGGAGGGAUAUUCUAUACUUCCGUGUAUCAACGUGGGUCCAGGGUUCCAGGCUGAGCUACCAUGCUGUCUAGAGAGGGAGGAGGGGUCAAGGACAUGGCCAGAGGAAUCAUCAUCCAAUGAGGAGUUGCUCUGGAAACCAUGGGAGGAGCUUGGGAAGAGUUCUGUCAUCCAGGACCAAGUGGAGGCAGUGUUGUCUGUGUGUAGUUCUAGCUGUCUACCAGGAGGUGGCAGCAACACAGAGCUGGCCCUACACUGUCUCUACCGCUGUCACGGAGAUACACUGGCCACACUGGAGAAGUUGCUCUUCUCUACUCCAUCAUCAGCAAGAGACUACCAUUAUGCUGGUAGUGAUGUGUGGCAGGAGACUGAGAGGUCUCUGUUCAGUAAAGCGUUGACGACCCAUGGAAAAGACUUCCCUCUCAUCCAGCGGAUGGUGAACACCAAGUGUGUGUCUCAGUGUGUAGAGUUCUACUACCUCUCCAAGAGACUUCCUGACAAACAGAGAAAACAGAGGGAGCAGGAACAGAGUGUGGUGUCCCUCUCUAAACCUAUGGAAGGAGUGGUUCCAGCCCCUUCAUUGGCUACCAGCUUCCCCUGUAAGCAGUGUGGAAAGAUGUUCUACAAGAUAAAGAGUCGUAAUGCCCAUAUGAAGAUCCAUCGGCAGCAGCAGGACGACUGGAGACACCCAGGCCUUGGCCUCAACCCAGCCCAGAACCUCACCCCCAACCUGGGCACCAAUCUAACCCAGCGCCAGGCUUCAGGCCGGGCCUACCUCCAAGGCCCCAUCAACAACAACAGCAACCACCAUAUUGGUGGUGCUCACACCAUCAUCAACAACAUCAGUGUUCCGAACAUUCCGAACACCAAUAACGUAACCAAUACCAACAGUGUCACUGUCAAUGACUCCACCUCUAAUCAGAAGGGACCCGCUCCCCUCCUCUCUCUCCACCACACGUGGGACUCGUUUCAGGUGAACUCUGACCCUGCGGCGGUUUUCUUCUGUGACCCGGAAGUGAAAGCUGCUCUCGGAGUCAUGGGGGGAGGGGUGAAAGGUCAAAUCUUGUGGAAGUAGCAUCAGAGAUACUGUAUAUAAUGACGAGAUGGUCUUGUCUCCGCCCUAACAAUGGGAGUCAUUGUCGCGAAGGAGGAAA
Coregonus clupeaformis (lake whitefish) is the source of this 3444-nucleotide messenger RNA. RefSeq lists its product as uncharacterized. The record is from RefSeq and is a predicted model, not a curated record. NCBI's taxonomy places the organism in Eukaryota, Metazoa, Chordata, Actinopteri, Salmoniformes, Salmonidae. The transcript has 11 exons. Bases 138 to 3365 code for a protein of 1075 amino acids. Gene Ontology annotation, molecular function: transcription corepressor activity. Gene Ontology annotation, cellular component: transcription regulator complex; histone deacetylase complex. Gene Ontology annotation, biological process: negative regulation of DNA-templated transcription; regulation of transcription by RNA polymerase II.